This is a messenger RNA of Abrus precatorius (Indian licorice), 897 nucleotides long. RefSeq names its product 25.3 kDa vesicle transport protein. The record is from RefSeq and is a predicted model, not a curated record. Gene Ontology annotation, molecular function: SNAP receptor activity. Bases 43 to 714 code for a protein of 223 amino acids. The transcript is spliced from 5 exons. Lineage: Eukaryota; Viridiplantae; Streptophyta; Magnoliopsida; Fabales; Fabaceae. Gene Ontology annotation, biological process: vesicle fusion with Golgi apparatus; retrograde vesicle-mediated transport, Golgi to endoplasmic reticulum; endoplasmic reticulum to Golgi vesicle-mediated transport. Gene Ontology annotation, cellular component: Golgi membrane; ER to Golgi transport vesicle membrane; SNARE complex.
AGAAACAAUACAGUUUUUGAGAUAAAAGAAAUUUUCAAAUAAAUGGUUAAGAUAACUAUUGUUGGAAGGGUAAGCGAUGGAUUGCCUCUAGCACAAGGACUCAGAUAUAUGAAUCAAGAAAAUGGCUAUCUUUCAUGUUACAGACAACAAGCAGAGUUCAUACUCCAAGAAAUUUCAAAGGGAGCAUUGACAGCUUCCAAGAUGACUGUUCAUAUUGAUCAUUACUGCUUCAACUACUUGGUCGAGAAUGGGGUUGUUUUCAUUGUCUUGUGUGAGUCCACGUACCCAAGAAAAUUGGCUUUCCAUUACCUACAAGAUAUACAAAAGGAGUUUGAGAGGUUUGAUAAAACCCUCAUAGGCAAAAUCACAAGGCCUUACAGCUUUGUCAAAUUUGAUGGUGUAAUUGCAAAUAUUAGCAGACAAUAUAUUGAUACAAGAACCCAGUCCAACCUAUCAAAGCUCAAUGCUAACCGGAAACAAGAAUUAGAUGUUGUUACCGAAGACAUGUCCAACAUUUUAGAAAGGAGGAGAAAUUCAGAAACAAAGAGAAGGUUACCAGUUACACCUCAACCUGCAUCCUCCAUAUGGUGUUCUCCAUGUCUUGAGGUGAUUGCGUUGAAAUGGACCCCUAUUAUGAUCAUUGUCAUAACAUCAAUGGCUCUUCUAUGGGCUAGCUUAUUCCUCACAGACAGCUUUAUUAUUUCAAGUUGGUGACAUUCCUCAGACCAAGACUAAAAAUGAUGGUUUAAUAUCAUAAAACUGCAAAAGUGGAAGGACUUAAAGAUAUGCAUGGCCCACUAAUAUUAAAUAUGACACAACUUUGAUGUUGGAGAAAAAAUAAAGAUAUGUAGUGGCCCACUGCCAUGCCUUCCCAGCACAAUCCAGGAAAAACAGAGA